Messenger RNA from Rhincodon typus (whale shark), 2918 nucleotides. It is a transcript of the gene vps37a, whose product is annotated as VPS37A subunit of ESCRT-I. Gene Ontology annotation, cellular component: ESCRT I complex. The record is from RefSeq and is a predicted model, not a curated record. The transcript has 10 exons. Lineage: Eukaryota; Metazoa; Chordata; Chondrichthyes; Orectolobiformes; Rhincodontidae. The coding region runs from base 13 to 864 and encodes 283 amino acids. Gene Ontology annotation, biological process: protein targeting to vacuole; protein targeting to membrane; ubiquitin-dependent protein catabolic process via the multivesicular body sorting pathway.
UUGAAGUUCGCAAUGCAUUCAGACCUUGGAAAAAUCAUUCAGACGAUCCUCGAAGAAUUUUGGAAGAGCCCUCCAGUGUUGGUUUCAAGCUCAGCAUCUUUGCCGUAUCGUUUUAGUGGUCCUGCUGCUAUGGCUCCUUACUCUCCUCAGGGAUAUCCAUUUAUGGCACCAUAUCUUCCUCAGGAGUCUACUGUUCCUUGUCUUCCGGAUUCAGUAACAGGCCCAGGCUUUAGUAGCUCUAGACCUGCUGCUCCUGCUUAUGGAUUGAUUACAGAUUUGCCUUUACCAGUUCCCACAGCUGACUCCUCAGAACAGUUAGGUUUGAAUGGUCAUAGUUACAAGAUGCCAGAUCUCCCUGACCACUUUGCAGAACUCAAUGAACUCAGUACAACACAAUUGACAGAAUUAAAUGAGAACGAGGUUCUGCUACUGGAGCAUUUCAUCAGUUUGCCACAAUUGAAACAGAUCUGCACAGACAAAGACAAUCUGAUUAAUUACAUCGAGGAACUAGCAAAAAAAAAUCUACAACUUGAACCUAAGUUGGAAGCAGAAAGACAAGAGCUGUUAGAUAAAUAUGAUCAGCUAACUCAACUGAAAAGUAAUUUUGAGAAAAAAUUGCAAAGACAACAUGAACUGAGUGAGAGCUGCAGUUUAAGUGCCCUGCAGGCCAGAUUGAAAGUAGCAGCUCAUCAAGCAGAAGAAGAAUCUGAUGUGAUCGCUGAUGAAUUCCUUGAGGGCAAGGUUGAAAUUGAUGAUUUUCUCAGCAGCUUCAUGGAAAAGAGAACUCUUUGUCAUUGUAGACGGGCAAAGGAAGAGAAGCUUCAGCAUUUAAUGACACAACAUGGACAGUUCCUCUCACAAUAGAGGGCACUUCUGUAUGCGUAAGAAAUCAUUUUGGGUCUAUCCAUUGAAGAUAAAAUAAUACACGCUUGGACCAUGCCACCAUUGCUAAUGCUGUUGUUUUCUCUCAGCAGUUAAGUUUUUGAGCUGAAAUGCAUGUUCUGGACAAGAUGGAAUGCAUUCAACUGCAAAAUGAAAAUUACAGAUGUAUCAAUACAUUUAGUGAAUGUUAUUUGGAUGACCUUUUUGAAAUGAUGUUUUUGUAAAAUUGGUUUCCCAUAUUAAAAUAUAGCUCAAAAUAACCAAAAUUUACCUAAAUUUGUUCCUGUAUGAUUUCAAUAUUCUUGGUAAAUACUGUUACAUUUGUAAGUAAUAACUGUGGAUUCCUGUAUUAAACAUACUAUUAAUCUGUAAAUAGUACUGAUAAUUGCACUGUGUUGCUUUAAUCUUCAUAAAACACUUUCAACUAGUUUUAUUGUUGGUGAAAUUUAUUGAGCUGAAUUUUCAGUUUAAGAAUUCAACAUUGCUGUGGCACUCCAUUGGUAUGUUGCAACAAGCAGUCUCAAGAUCAUGCUGAGAUAAUUUAUAUAACUUAAAACUAGAUGAUGAAAAAUCAUUACUUCAGAAGUUUUACAAAGUAAAUGUCUACAUACUCUUUAAAAAUCACUAAUUAUGGAAAUACCACAAGCUACAUCACAUUUUUGUAUUUAAUUAACCAUAUCAAGAUGUUACAAUGUGAUUCUUCUAUUGAUAACAUGUUAAGAUAUCACAGGAUUGUCAGGAAAUAAAUAGCAAAUAUUUAAUAGCAUAUAUUCUUUUCAUAAGAGGGAAUAAAAUCUCAAACUCAUUGUGUAAUGGUCUGCACAUGUCGAGUUUUCUAAUGUGGGACAUGGAGUCAUGCAUUCAAGGGUUACAGGUACGUUUUUAAAAAAGGGCAGUGUUUAAAGUUGAAACUGGGUGGAUUUGCAGAGUGGGCUCUUCAAAACAAAGCUGCUUUUGAGUAAUGAAAACAUCUACAACCAUCUUGGUUCAAGUUGAGAAAAAUAGCAUUUUUCUGGACAUUAAAAGUGGAUAACUUUGAAAAGAAAGUUCAUUUGGAAUACUUAUCCAUUGUAUUGCAGUUUCAUGCAUGAUUGUUUAGACUACUUGAUCUUUGCUUGGCCUUUGUACGGACAUGAGUCUGAGGCUAGUCAUUUCUUAAAUAAUUAGAAUGGGGUACACCAAAGCAAUUACAUUAAGUACAAUUCAAUUUCUUAUUACCUACUCCUUUCAGAAUUAAAUAGAAUAAAUUUAUUUUUCAAAGGAAAGGUACACUUAGAGGGCAUCAUGUUUUUGACUCUACAUAUUCAUAUUUUGACAUUUAUCUGAAUUUUCUUUGCAGACAUUUGUGAUAAAUCAAUUUCAAAGAUUUUUCUUUAGAUAUGAAAAUCCAAAUACAGGAAGUCUCCACCAUUUGGUGAUCUGCAGUUCAAGUCAGCAACGCCUGAUUCCUGGUCACUAUUGCCAGAAAGAUCCGUGUCUGAAUGCUUCAUACCGUGUGUCAGAAUUGUAGUUUCUGAAUCUUCAUCUGCUUGUGAAGGGCUACAAGAAGUGAAUGGUUUCCCAUUGUCAGUGUAGUCCUGAGGAGUGUUAGCUAAACACUGAUCGAAAGUGGAGAUUUCCAGUUUAUGAAGUUGUUUGAUUUCUCCUUUUCUGUUUCUCAAAUUGGAUUGAUCCAGUCUUGCUAACUUCUGUUUAAAAAUAAUCAAAGUACAAUGUCAAGCAAUCAAUCUUAAAUUAACAUGAGCUCAAAACCCACAAGAGGUUAACUUAAAUUCAGGUAAAUAAUUAAAUCUGGACUAAGUACCUGGUAACUACAGUAUUAAUGUAGGACCUUCUGAUUUACUCAAUGUUUAGGGAAGGAAAUCUGCUAAGAGUCGCAUGUAUGCCAGAGAAUGUUAUGGUUGAUUGACACUCAACUGCUUUUUGAAAUGGCCUUGCAAGUUACUCCAUUUGAGGUAGUAGCUCAAAAGCCAUUUGGGAUGAAUGAAUCUCCCAACUGUGUAUUGUAAAUUAAAGUUUGUCUUGCCAAAAAGAAA